CAUCCCUGCCUGCACUGCGCAUGCUCCCUGCAUCCUCUCCUCCAUCCACACGUCGAGGGACUUGAAAGCUUGAAUAAAGAUGCUCAACGUCUCGGGUCGCUGGAGCCUUGUCACCGGGUGAAACUGAGUUAUCAGGAGGGACGCGCACACACACAGGAGCUGUGUAGAUUUAGCAGAAAGACUAUCCAGGUUUCGGGCGGGCACUUCCACCGACAUGGAACUGAAGAAAUCUAUUUCGGACACCGAGCGCGCGCUCAGGAGCUACGGCGCCGUGUCGGAGACGGCAUGGACAACAGACAAAGGUCAUUCAGAUGUGUCCAUGGCAGAGAGCACCAUGGCUCCAGAAGAGAUCGAGGUGGAGAUGGCUCGUAUCCAACGCCUGCGAGAGGUCCUGGUACGCCGGGAGUCUGAGCUGCGCUUCAUGAUGGAUGACAUUCAGCUCUGCAAAGACAUCAUGAGCUUAAAGCAGGAGCUGAGACAGAUUGUCGCAGUACCAGAGAAAGAAAAAAACAAGAAGCACAGGCAGCGGGAGGAAGAGCUGAUUCUGAAGAUUCAUAAACUGGUGCAGAAGAGGGAUUUCCUGGUCGACGAUGCUGAGGUGGAGAGAUUAAGGGAGCGAGAGGAGGAUAAGGAGAUGGCUGAGUUCCUCAGACUGAAGCUGAUGCCGCUGGAGAAGAAGCUCAAAGCCACACAAAAUCCUCCAAAGCCCAAGAGACAAAUCCCAGAGCCGCCUCCCAACAAACCAUCCAUCACCAAGUCAGGAGUGGCCAUCAUAAAGGAUUGCUGCGGAGCCACCCAGUGUGCCGUCAUGUAACUGACAAAGACCGCCUAACGACCUGUGUCAGAAACAACACACUCACAUCUCAUGACAUGCCAUAAAUCUCUUCCUGUGACGGAGAACCUCAGUCAGCUGUGGUUUCCCCUUGGAACUGUUCAGGAAUCAGGUUUGCAAAUGAAUCACAGAUUAAGUUUCAGCCUCAAGAUUUCAGCCCGGAGUUUGGGAGCUGAUCCCUGAUCAGUGCAGGUGGGAAACCUUGAUGAAUAUGUAUUUGAAGUAAAGGGAACUACAAGCACAAUGAUUAGAAAGUAAAUAAAUGCUGGGGUUCUCUGUCUGACAGGAAAAAAACAUCUAUUAUCACCCCGUCAUGUUUGACAAUGGGCAUUUAUUUUUCCAUUUCAGCCCUUUAACAUCAACCAGUUAACCUCUGUUACUUUCAGGAUUUUUUAUCUUUGUUCCCAGGUGGGACGGACACGUGGCCCAGACAAACAAUAUGGUUACUGGUAUAAAAAAUGGUAGAAAUGUUUGAGGGAGGGCAGCAAGCGGAUGCUUUUGCAUUGGAGCUGAGCAAUAUUUUUGACUUCAUGCAUUGGCUCAACAUCAGUUUAAUUCUCUAUCUGUGAUUCUGUGAUAUCUAAUGUACUGGAUUUAAUGGUUGAGUAUGUCGGAUUUAGUGGCAUCUAGUGGUCAGGUUGCAGACUGCAACCAACUGAAACUUCUCAGAAGAGAACCAGGCUCCCAGGAAGUGGCUAAACAGUAGAAUUACACUGUCAUGUGAUGCCAUUGGGCACAGAAUUACUUUUUCCAAUUAACUUACAAGGCGAAAGAAACGUCUGUAAAUCAAUGUAUACAUUUCAUUUUUUGAGCUUCACAGCCCCUGUGAAAUGACUCAUUUCAUCAUCAGAAUUCGAUCCAUUUUUGGCUUAAUGCCCCACUGAGCAACGAUUAUAGGUAUAACAGGACCCGUCUCCAAUCUGUAUCCAGUUCUCUCAAAGCAUCCAUGAGGACCCACUCCAUAUGUAAGGGUGGCUCACUCCAAGGUAAUGAAAAACACACAACUCUUAGUUUCAGGUGAUUAUACAGUCAUGAAAAAAUAGUUCUGUUAGCUUCAUCACAGCGUGACCUCCAACAUGCACUGGGGCAGUUUGCAGCCCAGUGUGAAACGGGAUGGGAGUCAGCACCUCCAAAUCUGAGGCUGCCUCCAGCGAGGGAGUUCAAGUAUCUCAGGGUCUUGUUCACGAGUGAGGGUAGAAUGGAGCAUGAGAGAGAUCGGAGGUUUGGUGAAGCGUCUGCAGUGAUGUAGGCAUUGUGCUGGACUGUUGUGAAGAAGAAGCUGAGCCGGACGGUGAAGCUUACUGGUCCAUCUACGUUCCAACCCUCACCUAUGGUCAUGAGGUCUGGGAACGUCUUGGGUUCCCCCAGGAGGAGCUGGAAAGCGUCACUGGGGAGAGGGACGUCUGGGGUGCUUUGCUUGGCCUGCUGCCCCUAAGACCCGGAUAAGCGGAUGAAAAUGGAUGGAUGGAUAUUAUAUUCUAUUUCUGCCAAUAUAUCCCCCUUGAUCCCAUGCUGGGCCGUUAGAGCUUUGGCAGCUUUAAAAAAUCUGUGGUGGUCAUUGUAAGUUAACAAAACACAGAAAAUACUCACACAGUUGCUACAGAGUUGGGUCAUAUCAGCUGUGUGUUGGAACAUUUGCAUUUCACUCUGUAGUGGCUAAUCCUUACUAGCAUGCAACCUCAUAUGACCCAGUUCUGUAGCCGUGUUUCCACUGGUUCACAGCUCUUUCAUUAUUUUGUUUAACCCCUGUUUCUGCCAACACUUGAGGGCCUAGUGUUUGGGAUUUAGUGGCAUCUGAGGUUGCAGACCAACUAAAACUUUCCCCAUGUGCCAAGCAAGAAUUCAACAACACUAGAGCCAGUGUUUGGGUUGUGUGUUUUGGGAUACUGUAGACAUAACUUGGCAGACUCCGAAGAAGAGGACCUGCUCUGUAUGUAGAUAUAAACCAGGCCCACAAGAUGACACCAAACCAUGUAAAGUCUGGGUCUAUGGUCCCAAUGAUGCGGAUGAUGUGGGUAAUUUUAUACAUAAGAGGUCAAACGUUUCGGCUUCAUGCUGACCAACUUUCAAUUAAUUAAAAGUGACCCACCUCCACUCCUGUAUCCAGUUCUCUUUACACAUCCAUGAUAUAAACAGUUCUUUCUGAAGUAUAGAAAACACGAUCAUUAGUUUCAGGUGAUUAUACACUAAAGAAAGCAUUAUAUUUAUUAUAUUUCUGCUGAUAUAUCCUCCUGAAUCCUACACACUGGACCUUUAUAAAUAAUUUUAUUCAACAUGGUGGGGUGUUGUUCUAAAUGAUCCACUGUGCUUGCUCAUUUCCCACAUACUCUUCAUACUAACAUCAUCUCAGCCAUCAGCUACUGGGAAUUACUGACCGUGGUAGUAUGACAUCAUUCAUAGUUAUUAUGGAUAUUGCUGACAAACAACUUGCAUCCUCUGAAUUUAGUCUUGCGUUUUUAUGAUAAACACCAGGAAAUGAAAUGAAUGCAACUCUCUUGUAAAUGCCUACAAUAGACGGUGUAUGUUUGAGUGUAUUUAGGACAUUAGUGACUCCUGUCAAGCAAAGUGUUGCUCUCUGUCACUUUACCCUCCUUCUGAUAACUUAGCGUUCUGUAGUAGUGAAUUUAUGAAGGUCCUUAUGUUGAAUAUUGAACAAAUAUGCAGAACAUAAGCUGAAACUACCUGUACAUACAUGUUUAA
This is a messenger RNA of Epinephelus fuscoguttatus (brown-marbled grouper), 3532 nucleotides long. RefSeq names its product bMERB domain containing 1 (gene bmerb1). Gene Ontology annotation, biological process: negative regulation of microtubule depolymerization. Lineage: Eukaryota; Metazoa; Chordata; Actinopteri; Perciformes; Serranidae. Gene Ontology annotation, cellular component: microtubule cytoskeleton. The transcript has 6 exons. The coding region runs from base 215 to 814 and encodes 199 amino acids. The record is from RefSeq and is a predicted model, not a curated record.